Colletotrichum siamense is the source of this 1080-nucleotide messenger RNA. RefSeq lists its product as uncharacterized. The transcript is spliced from 4 exons. The coding region runs from base 1 to 1080 and encodes 359 amino acids. NCBI's taxonomy places the organism in Eukaryota, Fungi, Ascomycota, Sordariomycetes, Glomerellales, Glomerellaceae. The record is from RefSeq and is a predicted model, not a curated record.
AUGUCGACAAGCAUCCUUCAACGAGACGAGGCGCUCCCUCCCGACGAGGACAUCGGUCCCGCCUCCGUUGCAACCGCAGCUGUCCUGACGGCACUCAUGAUCAUCACCACCGGUGCUCGAAUAUGGGUUCGAGCAGCGAAUCGAAAGCUUGGUUGGGACGACUGGACGAUUCUCAUAGCGAGUGGGGUCUCGAUUGUACGAUUUGCGUUCGUGGUCAAGCAACAACAGUAUGGCAACGGCAGACACCGCGUCUAUCUCGGCGACUAUGACUACAUGAUGAUCAACAUGUACGGGUGGUGGGGUCAGAUUCUACUGUUUCUUGCAGUAGCUUUUCUGAAAGUCUCGAUCUGUCUCCUGAUUUUGCGGAUCAAAGACACCAAGAUCUUGAAGAUCCUGCUUUAUACGAUUAUGGGAGGAGUCUUGGUUUCGAACUUUGGAGUGGUCAUUAUCUUGGUUGCGGAAUGUCAGCCUGCGGGUUUCUGGAGAGGGAAGUCCGCAAAAUGCUGGCCAACACAGAUCAGGAUUUACUCGAUUUGGGCUACAAUUGCCUUCUCGGUUUUGACCGAUUUGAUAUGCUCCCUUCUUCCUCUAGCCGUCGUCUGGAACGUCAAUAUGCCGAGACGGACAAAAGUCUCAGUGUGUUUCUUGAUGGGACUGGGCUUAGCUGCAACUGGCUUUGGUAUUGCAAGAGCCGCAUCUCUUGGUAUUAACACCACCGAUCUGAGCUGGGCAUACUGCAUUGCCGGAAUCUGGUCAAACCUCGAGCUCUUCCUGGGCAUCAUCGCAGCGAACUUGGCCCUCUCGCGGUCGAUAUGGGUCCAUUUCUUCGGGAGCAACGACUCCCACGCGAUCCCUGGCUCAACCGGCCGUUCGAAUCCCACCGAGUCGGGUUAUGUCAACAGUAAACUCCGAGGCGACCAAUUCGAAGUACCGUCGACGAUGGUCCGUUCGCGCAGACGGGGAUCCGAGACCAGAAGCUCAAAUAGCGAUAUACCUUUACAGCCUGGUAUCCAGAAAAAGACGGAAUUCUGGUGGACGGAGGACGAUGAAAGCCAGUCACAAACGCCGUUGAAGAGGUGA